Molecule: messenger RNA, 1161 nt
Organism: Cornus florida
Lineage: Eukaryota; Viridiplantae; Streptophyta; Magnoliopsida; Cornales; Cornaceae
Exons: 2
Coding region: 1-1161 (386 amino acids)
Molecular function (GO): protein binding
Source: RefSeq, a predicted model, not a curated record
AUGUCUUACCUUUCUUCCCAAAUGCGAAAUUCUGAAAAUUCUCCCCAUAAUUAUCGAGUCUAUGCCUCGUUUUGCCCUAAAGAUCCCACGUUAAGCAUUAACAAGUCUAAUUGGAUCGACUGUUACACCCCAUCCAACAACUCAUGGCAUCGAGUGACCAUGAUUCCGGGGCUCUUCGAUGACCAUGUCCUAAAGGACUUUGCCAUGGUCACCUUGGGUGAUGACAUCUACGUUAUUGGUGGCCGGCUUUGCCACAAGGUCAUAGGUCGCGACCCCGAGGAAAUUGUUGAGGUUGACCUAGAGGUGCUCCCUUCAGUACUAUGUUACAAUGUUCGCGCUGACGUGUGGUCCAAGUGUGCGCCGCUUGGUGUGGCGAGAUUCGAUUUUGCAUGUACGGUCAGCAGCGAUAAAAUCUACGUGGCCGGGGGACAAUCCUUGUUGCGCUGUGCUAGGGGCAUUUCAUCUGCUGAGGUGUAUGACCCUGCGCUUGAUGAGUGGAGAUCAUUGCCUAGCAUGAACACAUUGAGGUACAAAUGUGUUGGGGUGACUUGGCAAGGAAAAGUCCACGUGGUAGGGGGGUUUGUUGAGAGAGGGGACUCUGAUAGUCCUGGACCAUAUAUAAUGGAGAGGAGUUCUGCUGAGGUGUACGACACGCGGUGUGCCAGGUGGGAAAUUGUCCCUAGGAUGUGGGAGUUGGAUGUGCCACCUAAUCAGAUUGUGGCUGUUGGUGGGAGGCUUUUUAGCUCAGGGAAUUGUCUAAACGCAUGGAAGGGUUACAUUGAGGCCUAUGAUGUGAAGCAUAAUAUCUGGAAUGUUGUUGAUGGGUCAAAUUUGCACACUCUGUCCUCUCCGGUUUCCACGUCAGAUGCCAGCGAAGCAAAUUGGCCACCAAUACAAAGACUAUACCUCACAGUGGCACCAAUAGGGACCCACCUGUACUUCUUGGCAGGGUAUAGGAUGCCGGGGGAGAUGUCAAGAUUGAGGUCGGCUGUCCACGUGUUUGACACAUCAGCAAAUGAAGAUGGCUGGACAAGCUUUGAGCCAAUGGAAGAGGAAGGAGAGAAGGAGCUAUGUGGCCAUUGCUGUGUUCUUCAAUUGAGCUCACCCAAAGCAACACUGCACUCACUAGCUAAUAUUGGAGUUUACUGUUAUAAUAUAUAA